Molecule: messenger RNA, 498 nt
Organism: Strongylus vulgaris
Lineage: Eukaryota; Metazoa; Nematoda; Chromadorea; Rhabditida; Strongylidae
Source: the annotation of a GenBank genome assembly
AUGCUGAUUAGGUUGUUUCAAAGAUCAUUACAAAGUCGGCCUCUUCUAACACAAAUUGUUGCAUCAGGUGUCAUUUGUGGAGCGGGCGAUGCGUUUACUCAGAUUGCAAUUGAAAGGAGACAGUUGAAGAAUUACGAUUAUGCAAGAACUGGAAGAUUUUUUAUUCUUGCAUCAGCUUUCAUAGCCCCAUGCCUUAAUAAAUGGUUCAGGGUGCUGGAAAGGGUGAGAGGUAAUCCAAAAGUUGUUCCGCUGGUUCGUGUAGCCAUUGAUCAGCUAACGUUUGCACCCAUAUUUAAUGCUGUGAUCUUACUCAAUCUGCGACUGCUAGAGGGAUUAGGGUUUGAUAUAUCUUGGAGAAAAAUGAAAGAGGAUUGGUGGACUAUAUAUUCUAGCAGUUUGGCGGUCUGGCCUGCCGUACAAUUGAUCAAUUUCUACUUGAUACCACUUAACAUGCGAGUGAUAAUCGUUCAACUGGUUGCCUUUUUCUGGAAUGCGUAU